GCUUAGUUGCGGUACGCAAGCACGCCGAAGCGGAGCGCAACUUCGGAACCGCGUACAGUGGGUGGGAGUUGCAGCCCUCGUGAGUCAAGAGAGCGAAGAGUAACCGAAAGAACAGACUUCUACUCAGUCUGUCCGCGGCCGUCCGUCAAGCAGACGUCCCCGACUCUCUUGUGCCCCUACUUCUGUCGUUUCCGUCCGUCGUCUCAUAUCGAGUGUCUGUUUCACAGUGCCUCGAGGACCUCGUGAAUGUCACAUGGUACGUCGAUGGUACGACCGUUAUCACCACCGACACCCUGACCGACCAUCGCUAUUGCUCCAUCGAUCGCGAGGAUCGAUCUUGAUCGUCGUGCACGCGCUUAUGACAGUUUAUCGAGUCGAACCUAUCCUUCGUGCAUGAGAACGACUGAACGUGUGGUCAAGUGGCAAAACGUGCAAGCAUGUGGUACAUGAAUUUUAUCGCGGGUCUAAUAGGCCUGAUUUUCAUCGUCGGCUUGCCACCCUGGUGUUCAGACGCGUUUAACGUGGAGACGAAACAUUAUGCGGUUUAUCGAAACGAGACCAGGUCCAUGUUUGGAUUCGCUGUUUCCGUGUACCGGGAUAGAUAUGGUCGAGGAUGGGCGAUCGUGGGUGCACCGGAGGCCGAAACUCCUCAAGUUGGCGUUCACAGAGGCGGCGCCGUUUACAAAUGCGACAUCGCUGCCGAUGACCGAUGCACGCUGAUCCAUUUCGACAACAAAGGGAAUAACCAUAUCAGAAAUCCAAACGUACCGGGUGGUUUGAGUCAAAUCGACAAUAAAACCCUUCAAUGGUUCGGUGCCACGGUUUCGGCAUCGUUAAAAGAUGGAGGACCCAUACUGGCGUGCGCCCCGAGGUACAUCUGGUUCUCCGUGUCCCAACAGAAGUACGAUCCGGAAGACAAUCGAUGGAACAAGGACUCGCCCGUUGGAAGCAGAAGGGAACCCGUUGGCACCUGCUGGGCCGUCAGCAACAACUUCAACGAGUCACAGGAAUAUUCACCGUGUCGCACCAGGUACUGGGGAUACCAUAGGCAGGGUUCGUGUCAAGCUGGAUUGGGCGCUGCCAUGUCCAAGAACGGUGAGAGGCUGUUCAUCGGAGCGCCAGGAAGUUGGUACUGGCAAGGUCAGAUAUACUCGAUCAGCACCGCAUUGAGAUUGGAGUUCUUAGCGACGAUGUUCGUCAUCCCCGAAGCAGAUGCAUCAGGCCAAGCGUUUUCACAGCCAUUGAACAGCCGCGCGAGAAUAAUGUUCACGAAGGAAGGGCCAGCCACCGAGGACGAUAGCUACAUGGGUUACUCUGUCACGACCGGCGAUUUUAUUGGAAACGGUGACAGCGGCACCGCCGUCGGCGUACCUCGUGGCUCCGAUCUCCUCGGCAAAGUCAUUAUCUUUACCUCGAACAUGACGAAUCAUCGCAACAUCACCGGAGAGCAAAUGGGAGCUUACUUCGGUUACGCCGUUGCUUCUGGCGACAUCGAUGGCGAUGGACUGGACGAUCUUAUAGUUGGUGCGCCUAUGUACACGGUGCCAGAUAACCCGGAAAUGACCAUCGAGACCGGAAGGGUGUACGUGAUCUAUCAAGGCGUUGGAGCUGAAAAAUUCCGCAAAGUUGACUCUAGGGACGGAGAGAGCAACCGCGGACGAUUCGGCUUGUCACUGGCCUCUCUGGGGGACAUCGACCGUGACGGUUAUGGUGACUUCGUGGUGGGUGCUCCUUACGGUGGUUUACGUGGUCACGGUGCCGUGUACAUCUAUCACGGUUCGUCAACCGGCGUUCUCGAAAAGUAUUCCCAGGUGAUCUACGCUGAAAACCUCGAUGUACCCGUGAACACGUUUGGAUUUUCCGUGUCUGGUGGCCUCGAUCUCGAUGGAAAUCGUUAUCCAGAUUUGGUGGUCGGUGCUUACGAAUCUGCCACCGCUGUAUUCUUCAGAUCCAGGCCAGUCAUCAAGAUGGAUUCGUACGUGUCCUUCGAUCUGGAGUCGAAGUUGAUCUCUCUGGACGAUAGAAAUUGUACACUAUCGGACGGCAGCAGAGUCACUUGCCUCCCUCUGAGAGCUUGUUUCAAAUAUAGCGGAGAAGGUGUUUUCUCCAGGCAUAAUUUCAAUAUUCAGUACGCCCUGGACGUGAAGAAGACAAAGAGUCCGAGAUUGUUCUUCUUGGAGCUGGAGGGAAGGAACACGAUGAAUCGAACGAUCAUGGUCGAUCGCGAACGACAGUUCUGUCGCACCGUUCAGGUAUACGUGACACCGAACAUUCGCGACAAGCUUACGUCCCUGGACGCCGAGAUGCGGAUGAGUCUCGACGAGGAACGUUACGAAGACACUCGACCGAGAGACCCUAGACUCCCCUUGCGUCCCGUUCUGGGCUCCACGACGUCCAGGAAGGACUCUCUGUCCAUCAGAAAGAACUGCGGCUCCGACAACGUGUGUAUCCCAGAUCUGCAGAUGAACGUGACAUCGAACGUGCAGAAGUACCUGCUAGGCUCCGGCAAACGGCUGCAGCUAGACGUGUUGGUGCAGAACAUGGGAGAGGACGCUUUCGAGUCGACGUACAACUUGAAACUACCCGCUGGUAUCGAUUACAUCAAAGUGGAGAAGAUCGAGACUAUGGGGGUGCCUGUUCAAUGUUCGGCUCCUAAACAAUCAAAUAACAAUACUCUUCGUUGCGAUAUUGGCAAUCCGUUGCAGAAGAACGGAUUAGUUAAAUUCAGAGUGUUGUUGCAACCUGUUACGUCGCAUGGAAUGAAGCCGAUUUACGAGUUCGAAAUGGACGUGAACACCACCAAUCCUGAGAAUCCGUACACGACCGACGAUAAUACGUAUACCUUGAGACUACCAAUUUGGAUCGAGACCGAUCUACGAAUAGACGGUGAAAGUAAACCGAAGGAUCUGUAUUACAAUCCGGAUAAUUACACCAGCGAGAUAAAUGUUACUACGGAGGCAGAGUUUGGACCAGCUAUGACGCACAAUUACACUAUUCGGAACCAAGGUCCGUCGGACGUUAUCGAAGCGGAGGCUUUUCUUAUUUGGCCCGCUCAAACUUUGGCUGGAGACACGUUGCUGUAUUUGUUGGAGCAGCCGGAAACUUCUGGACCCAUCGCCUGUGAACCUGCCAAUGCAAAUUAUCUUAGUCUGAAGCUGGACCAACGCAGAAGUAUGUACUGGCAUCACCCAGAUCCAUCGGGAGUGAUCCUGGACGAAUCCCAAUCAGGCAGAACGAUUAACGUGCAACGAGGCUUCGACAUGGACAAAAGCAAACUGUCCCAGAAAGAAGAGUCCGAGAUCAACACCGGAGACAGUUCCAACAUCCAGAAAUCUCGUCAUUCCUCCUCCUCUUCGUCUAAAGCGAUCACCAGUGAAACAAGAAGGUUCCAGUUAUCCGACACUGGGAGCAAACCAGACGUCCUGAUCACCACCUACACUCAAAACAAUUCAGGGACCAGCUCUAUAAACACGGCAGACUUAGCCGCUGGCAACAGAGGCGUGAUUUUUCACACGGAAUCUGGCGGUUACGGAGAGACGGCUACGUUGGGUGGUGGUUUCCGGCCCAGUGACGGUAACAGUCUAGGUGCGAGAGUACCAGACUUCGAAGGAGGCCAUGGAUCGUACGUGAACCAUUCCGAAACCUUCGUAAACCGCUGGGGCGAGACCAGCGUUUCUGGAGGUCGCUCGUCUUCGUCGGAUGGAUACGGCUCUAACAUAAACGAGAACGACGAAAGCUACCAGGAGCUAUUGAGACAACGACAGGCACAACGUGAACGCGAGGAGGAGGCUCGAUUGGAGCGUCAGAGAAAGAAGGAACAACACAUGGCUGCGCAAAGACAACGAGAGGAGCAAGAACGUUUGUAUUAUCAGAGAAGACAGGAAGAAGAACGCAGAAGGGCGGACGAGGAGAUGAGGAAGAGACAGGAGGAGGAACGAAGACAGCAGCAAGAAGAAGAGAUACGAAGGCAACAAGAGGAACAACGAAGAAGAAUAGAGGAAGAGGAAUUUAGGCUGGAGCAGGAGAAACGUUACGGCAGUUCCUCCGAACAUCGUGGAGUUCAGAGUGGUUUCAUCAGCGGUGAUCGAGAAGAAACUGUACGAGGAGGUGAAUUCGGAUUCCAACUACGUAACGUCAGCUCCACGCAGGACCUGGCGCGACUGUUUGGAUCCUUAUCGAAGUCAGCGACUGGUUACGAAUUGUUCAACAGACAGGGCAAGCAAUAUGUUCAGUUUAUGGGAAGAUUCCGCAAUUCUGCCGACAGAAGGGAGUAUAUAGAGUUCCAAGAUGGAUCUACGUUUCCUCUUCAGGACCGUUACGGAGGAGAGAGUUACGUUUCUAGCUCUACGGAGAACAGAGACGGUAGAUUCUUGAAGAUAGAGGGUGAACUUCUGGUCGAUUCGAGCGGGAAAGGGUUCAUCGUGCUUAAAGAUGGUCGCAGAUUUCCUCUGCAGGGCUCGUUUACCUACACCGAGGAAAGAACCUAUACGUUGGAUCCCUAUAGUUACCAGGGAGGUAGAACCGGUAGCGAAUACGAAACGAAGGGUUAUAGUAAAUCCUGGAACGAAGAAUCUAGACAAGCUGCUGGCAUAGAAAGCGACUACGAGUCCAAGUAUACCAGCACGCACGAGGAAAGAAGAACGGAAGACAGAAGAGUAACUAGCAGAGUUUACGGAAGAGAGAACCGCGACACUCCCGAGGAACGUCUAUCGACUAAGAUUCCAAAUUCCAACGAUGGUUCUAGAUUCAGGCGAGAAAGCGAUAUGGUUAAUGUGAGGGAAUUUAAAAAAUUCGAGAAGCUGCAUAGAAUACCUAGGGACCUUGAAAACGACCCUUUAAUGCCAGAAACAGAAUUCGGCGAGGAAGAUUACGAGAGCAAUUUAAGAACGCAGGAACCGGUUAGUCUUUGCAAGACAGCCAAAUGCGUGAUGCUGAGAUGCGUUUUGGGUCCACUGAAGAAGGACCAGGAAGUUUGGAUCGGAGCUAGGUACAGAGUGGACGCAAGGACGUUGAAGAAGGUCGCUCUGCAGGAAAAAGUCAGGGUUUCGACUCGAUUGGAGGCACAAGUCACCAAGCAACCGUUCAUAGGCGCACCUGCCGAACAGGUGAUCAAGAGCCACGAAAUUAAGACGAACGUCGAGCCAAGCAUAACACCAUCUGCGCCGGAUGUUAUUCCGCUCUGGGUCGUGGUACUCUCCGCCUGCGCUGGAACGAUCAUUCUAUUACUGCUUAUUUUCCUGCUGCACAAGUGCGGGUUCUUUAAGAGGAAUAGACCGUCCGAUGCACCAGAGAGGCAACCAUUGAACAGGAACGGUCACUUCCAGCAGGGUGACGACCACUGAGAAAAAGGGCCAAGUAUCCAUCGAUGGAAUUCAUUUCAAAUCUCGAAAGUCGAACCGAACGAACGAGCCAGGGAGGGCCUUUUAAUCCUCGAAUCUCGCAAAGGAACAAAUUUACGCACUGCCUGGAUCACGGCUCGUCCUAACUGUAAUACAGUCCCGUGUCAAGCAGCACUGUGACUAUUAUUACGAUUAUUGUAAUUAACAAAAUCGCGAGUGCCUUUAUCUCCAGCCCCGAACGACGAAACUGCUCGAGCAUUUUUACUUACAUCGAAUUACGAACGAAUAAGCGAUGUAAAAAAGGUUCUGGGGCGAGUCUGCGAUUAUUUUCUACUGCCACUGAAUACUCCUUCCAGCUCCUGCAGCUCGAUCAUGCAAGUUUCUAGUCAGGAGACGUUUUUCUUUUUCUUUUAAUUAUUAUUAUUAUUAUUAUUAUGUCAUUUUUUAAUUACCUGUAAUUUACUUAAGCCACAUGCUCGUCGAUGAUCACGAGCGAAUACGAAGAUCGAUCGAACUGCCUCGAUGACGUGGAGGUCGAAGUGGCCUGCAGAUACACCUUGCAAUUUAUGGAAAAUAGAUUGCACUUUUUCACUCCGUGUAGAAUUUAUCGUAAUCUUUCCUUUUUUUAAAAAGGAAACGUUCGCUGUGGCGAAUUCUGAAAAAAUGAGAUGAAAGAGUGAACGAGUUUUUUAUUUUAUCGGUCUUGUACAAACGCUGAUUAUAUUCCGGGGCUUGAGCAAUUGCAAAAUAGUUGAGAUUACCAAGAGAAAAAUGUCUAGUUCUGUGUUGUAAAUAUACUAUAGUAUAUUUAUUCUGGCUUACCUGGUGGAAUAUUCAGAAUAAUAAUUUAUUAAUUCUAUUUUCCAUUAGAAGAACGUUUAAUCGGCUCGAAUGCUUCGAUUCACGUCGAUAGAGAUCUCAUUCGUCGCCGACAUCGGCAGUCGAUUUUAUAUUUGUUCUCCUUCUUAAAACAAGCUCGAGAACGGGAGUUUUCGAUUAUUUAUUAAAAUUUCUACAUUAUUAUAUGUAUAUGUAACGUAUGAUAGAGCGUUGUAACGUGAAACCGGGGCUUGCCCUGACUGUAUGUGUGUACAAUCUUGUAAAUUAUUAACUGUAUUACUAAAAACCGUUCAGAAAGUAACUAGCUAACACAAAUUAAUAAUUGUGUAGAGAGCAAACGAAUUCCUGAAUAAGUGGGAAAAUAGAAACUGACUUGUACAUACAGACUUAAGGUGUAAUAUUAAAAGAAAAAAAAUAUAUAUAUAUAUUAAUUAAUAAUAUUAUUAAUAUUAAAGAUGGUAUUUUAUUUUUAAAUGUGGGUGAGAAAUCGCCUCUGAUAAAAUUACUUUAUUAAUUCUAAGAAAUCUAGAAUUUUUUAACGAGAAUAAUUUUGAAAAUAUAUGCCAAGAAAAUGGAGAAUUAAUUAAUUUUUCAUUGAGACAAACUAGUAAUCUCGGUAGGAUGAUCCCCCUUUUUUCAAACUUAUUCCCUGUUUUAAAUAAAUUCGUAUCCUUGUAUCAGGAAAUUCCUCGCAAUAUGAUCAGAAACAAUUAAUUUUUCAUAUAAUCAUUUAUUAGAAAAAUCACAAUGACGUAACAGCAGUAGACACAAAACAAAUGCAUGAUUAGCAUGAAUAUCAUACUCUCACUGUUGUUUCUACGAUAGUUGUAUGGAUCGUUUUUUGUUAGACCUGCAUUAAUUUGUAAAGUUACGUCGCGCAUAAAUGAUAAGAAAACUGUUCCAGAUAUAAAAAAAUAUAUCUUUCGAUAAUCUUGAUCUGUUUCAUAGAUUUUGACGAUGUUUCUACUCUCUCGCUCUCUCACACACGCACACACACUCUCUUUCUCUUAUUUUGACUUUUCAUUGUCUUUGAUAAAAUUUAUACAAAAAUAAUCUUAUGAGUACAAUCAUUUUGUAAAAUAUACUACCGUAUUUAAUAUUUUACUUCAUGCGUUUUAAGAACCUCGAAGUAGAAAAAGUGCUUAGAAAAAUUUCUGGUCUUUCAAUGAUUGAUUUGUUUUUUCGAUCGAGCGAAAAUGGUCUGCGUAUAUUCGUGAGUCGAAAUGAAAUCUACCACCGGGACGAGGUAAAUCUUGUAAAAAAGUGUCUCCAUAUUUUUUUCCCCCGGUUUCUGCCUUCUCUAAUGAGUUGUCGUUGGGAAAAAUGGUACAAAAGUCAAUAUUUUAAAAAACAUACAUAUAAAAAAAGGAAAUCGUGAAACAUUUCGUACAGACAUACUCAUCCAGCUCUAGGAUUAUUGCUAAAAAUAUUAAUCUUUCGUUAUGUACACGUGUUGUUAGCCCUUCAACGACGCAUGACGUAUGCAUACAUUCUAUUUCUUCGUUAUUUUUAUCAAAAUUUAUUGAUAAUCUUAAAAUAUUUCUAUACCAAUUUAACUUAUCUCGUUUAAACGUUCAGUCUUUGAAAUUUCAAUAUCGCAAGAUCGAAAUAAUUUUUCAACUUUGAUACAUUUUUUAAAUUUCUCAAAUUCGGCGAUCAAAGUAGCGUGUCGUUGAAGAAAAAACAAUUUACCAAACAGAACGAUUUACGUUAUGCGUUAUCUUCCAUUUAAGAUACAUCGAGAAAACAAAAUAAAUAUAUUCACCAUGUUCGGCAGUGUAAGGUCGAUACUCCUCUUCAAAAACUAACGUGCUAUCGAGCAAUAUGUAUGUACAACAUUAUGUAUAUACGACUGCCAUCGAAUGCGUACCGGAUGUAUCGUUUCGAUCCUUGUCGAAAAAAUACAAUCAACGCGAAAUUUUGUUUUCUCUAACGUCUUGCUUGGUAAUUUACAAUAAUCUGGAUCAGGCGGAGGCUAACUAAAAGAUUUACAAUUCACGGUCGAGUUAUGUUUAUACGAACCGAUGUCGUGAGAUAAGAAAAUACUAAAUACGAUUAACAAUGUAGUUGUACCCGUAAUCAUUAACACCCGCGACAUCAUCAAGACAUAUAAUCUUGGAAUUUCCCUAGUUUCUAUGUACGAAUGAUUGGAUUUGUUUUCGAAUAGAAUAAACGCAUGGACCGAAAUAAUAAACAA
Messenger RNA from Bombus pascuorum, 8376 nucleotides. RefSeq names its product integrin alpha-PS2 (gene if). Lineage: Eukaryota; Metazoa; Arthropoda; Insecta; Hymenoptera; Apidae. The record is from RefSeq and is a predicted model, not a curated record. Gene Ontology annotation, molecular function: integrin binding. The transcript is spliced from 13 exons. Bases 438 to 5342 code for a protein of 1634 amino acids. Gene Ontology annotation, biological process: cell adhesion mediated by integrin; cell-cell adhesion; cell-matrix adhesion. Gene Ontology annotation, cellular component: integrin complex; external side of plasma membrane.